Messenger RNA from Sorghum bicolor (sorghum), 1368 nucleotides. Its product is annotated as transcription factor MYB4. Bases 195 to 1085 code for a protein of 296 amino acids. Lineage: Eukaryota; Viridiplantae; Streptophyta; Magnoliopsida; Poales; Poaceae. The transcript has 2 exons. The record is from RefSeq and is a predicted model, not a curated record.
AAAUACCCCUGAACGCCGGGGACACGGGACAGCCCGUCCCCGUCGUGCUCCAUUCCAAAUUCGCCGCUCCGCCACUCUCCUGGCCGCCCUGCUGCCGUCGCCGCCGGCCGGAUACUAGCGAGCACCUUCCCACUCUCGCGGCGCCAGCCGGCCAGCCACUUGGAGAGCGAUCGUCUCGAGGCCCGGGCGGUUCGAUGGGGAGGGCGCCGUGCUGCGAGAAGGAGGGGCUGCGGCGGGGCGCGUGGAGCCCCGAGGAGGACCAGCGCCUGGUGGCCUACAUCCAGCAGAACGGCCACCCCAACUGGCGCGCGCUGCCCCGGCAGGCCGGCCUCCUCCGCUGCGGGAAGAGCUGCCGCCUCCGCUGGAUCAACUACCUCCGCCCGGACAUCAAGCGCGGCAACUUCUCCGCCGACGAGGAGGCCCUCAUCGUCCGCCUCCACCGCGAGCUCGGCAACAGGUGGUCAGCGAUCGCGGCGCAGCUGCCGGGGCGCACCGACAACGAGAUCAAGAACGUGUGGCACACCCACAUCAAGAAGCGCCUGGAGGACGGCGACGACGGGGAGGACAAGAAGAAGGCGGCGCGCAAAAGCAAGCCCGCCGCUGCCGCCAAGAGAUCAUCCGCCGCCAAGAAGACCGCCGACGCCAACGCCGUGGACAACAACAGCGAGCAGCAGCAGCCGUUCCUGACAGCGUCGCCGGGGCUGUCGAGCAGCGUGAGCAGCGGCGUGACGACGUUCUCCACGGCCACGGACUCCGCGGCGGCCGUGUCGUCGGCCGACAACGCGGCCACCACCAGCCACCAGCAAGAGCAAGAGCAAGAGCAGGAGCAGGAGCAGCUCGGCGCCAGCAAGGCGGAGAUGGACAUGGAGAUGGAGAGCUUCAUCAGCUCCGCCGAGUUCCCGCCCAUCGACGACACCUUCUGGUCGUCGGCGGACGUGAUGGACAUGGGCCUCGGCGCCAUGGACGAGGAGCUGGGCCUCGCGCUCGCCGGCCCGCCGUCGUCGUCCACGAGGGACGAGGACAUGGAGUUCUGGCUCAAGAUGCUGCUGGAGGCCGGCGACAUGAGGGACUUGAGCGUCUUGUAACUAGAAAAUGCAGAAUCCAAGCUUAGGAGACGCGCCUGCUACCUGCAAGAUUAGAGCAUCGUAUUUUCUUUUUCUUUUCUUUUUUUGCCCCCUCUUGUCAUCUUGAAUUCCCCCCAUUUUCCGGUGAUGAGAAAAUGCUGGGAAUGAAACUCGGUUGGGUGAUUUCAUUUUCACCUUCCUUAGAAAAAGAAUACUAGCACCAUUUCGUUCGUUCUUUCGCUGGUGGUGUCACAAUCAGAUGCAUGCAGUUCGUGCUUAUAAAUAAAUAGUACUCCUAUAAAUA